This is a messenger RNA of Bufo bufo (common toad), 2107 nucleotides long. RefSeq names its product Bardet-Biedl syndrome 12 (gene BBS12). The coding region runs from base 77 to 2077 and encodes 666 amino acids. Gene Ontology annotation, molecular function: ATP binding. Gene Ontology annotation, biological process: chaperone-mediated protein complex assembly; photoreceptor cell maintenance. Lineage: Eukaryota; Metazoa; Chordata; Amphibia; Anura; Bufonidae. The transcript is spliced from 2 exons. The record is from RefSeq and is a predicted model, not a curated record.
GCUAUGGUUCUCAUGACAACGGGGUAAACGCUUGGGUUCUGGAGAAGACAGUUACCCCUUGUAGGCUGAUCGGGCCAUGAUGUCUGCUAUGAAAUUAAGAGGCCACUUGGGACUGAUUGAAUUAGUCAACAUCUCAUCUUCAGUGAAGACCUUCCUAGGACCAAGAAAAUCAUACAAGUUUAUUUACGAUCAAGAUACUCAAGAAAGCACUUUGACUUGUUCCUCAUUUAGACUUCUGGAGAGCCUCGAUUUAUCCAGUGCAGUUGGACAACUCUUCAAUGAAACAAUUCAAGCCCAUCAUAAAGCAUAUAAAACUGGUACGACAACUCUGUUUUUCCUUGUUGGAGUAUGGAGUAAAGCUGUUCUGGAAUGCCUUCACCAGGGAGUUCCUGUUUCAUUGAUUGUUUCAGUAAUGAUAGAAGGUCUAAACUCUUGUAUUGACAGUGUUGAGGCUUUACACAUACCACUCUUUAACAUACUUGCGACAAAUCAGAACUCAAGUCAAAGUUCAUCAGUAGUGGACGGAAGGACUGGUUAUGUUUCUAAUAAUCAAAAUCAUUUCUUCUCUUCAAGAGGAGAAAACUUUGGUCUUGAACGUCAAGGACACAUUGCCAAAACCAUAAAGCAUGCCGAAAUUACUGUGCCUAGUAAAGGAAAUUUAUAUAGUCAAAAAUUCCAAAUGAGGAAACUGUCUAGUAGUAGACACUUCUCAAAAAUAAGAAAUUUUCAGAAUCCUUCACAAACCAGUAGACACAGUUUAGAAAAUCUGACAAAGUCUUUGAGUCAUGGGAAUGGGGAGAUAAUGGAACUUGUAGAGAAGGCUGCUACUCUUCUGUUUGAAAAUGCUCAUGAAAUAUCUGUGACCAAAGAUCUCUUUCAGGCUUCCUGUCUUAAUAUUUGCUUUUUAAGAGGUCUAUCAGAUGUGAACUCAAACGCUACCUCUGGAUAUGUGACUUUUCUAACACCAGAGUAUGCUACCAUUGUCCAAGAUUUAGAGGGCAAACCUUUGAAAGUUCUACUUUUGGAUGGCGAACUGACAGAAAACUACAGACAUCUGGGCUUUAAUAAGGCAACUGGUCUAAAAUCUGUAUCUGAGUUUGCAAACAACGAAAGAAGAACAUCUGAAGACUUAUGGAUAAGUACAGCAUACCGGAGAAUAGUUCAAGCCAAUAUAGACUUAAUUUUAGUGAAGGGUGAUGCCUGUCCACAGCUUGUAAUGCAAUGUAUGCAUAGAAAUAUUCUUAUUAUUACUCAUAUAAAGCCGAAUAUUCUUCAGGCAUUUAGCGACUGCACAGGCGCAGAACAAGUGGCCUACCUCACACAGAUAAGUCACCAUAGCAUAGGCUGUGAGGUUUAUGCCAAAAUAUGUCCACAAUGGAGUUCAGAAUCAAGCCAAACAAUUGCUGUCAGCCUCCUUGCACACAGGAUGAAUCUGGUUACUGUCAUUCUAAGCUGCAGGCUGAUGCCCAAAAUGCAGGUGUUGGAAGAUCAGUAUUGGGCCUGCUCUUAUAAACUACAUAAUGCUCUUCUUGACCAAAAAGUGUUUCCUGGUGGUGGCGCAGUUGAACUUUUCUGUCUUAAUCAUCUUAGAAAGCUUGAAGAAAGGCUAAUAUCUGUUAGCUCUGUGAACAGGGAACCACAGUUCUUUACAUCAUCAUGGCUGUACACCUCUGCCAUCCAUUACAGAUCUUCUGUCUAUAGGUGCCUUGCCCAGGGCUGGAUUAAAUAUCUUUCAACUCUUCUUUUCAACAUUGGUGAAUAUUCUUCAGAAUUCGAAGCCAUGACUUUUAUACAGAAUGAAACCCAAAAGCUUGGUGCUUGCUCCUCUCCUUCUUUAUACUUAUUUAAUGAGUACUCCAGAAACGUUGUAUUUGUUGAUGACCUAGAACAUCCCCAAUUUGCACCUAGAAAGGUCAUGGUGUAUGAUAAUGUUAUUCCGAAGGUUGAGGCAUGGCGUAGUGCUGUGCAUCUCGUUCUCACUGUACUUCAGUCAGAUGCAGAGAUCAUUACAGGCUCUACCACUCAAAAACAGAUCAUUACUGGAGAAUCUGGACGUGGGGAUUAUGUGUUUCUCUGAUGUGUAUGUAUUGUGAUUAGACAAACGUAA